AUGGAGAACACUCUCAACAGCAGCGGCUCCAGGAGCAGCGGUCCGGGCCUCACCCUGGCGCCCUCCGACACAAUGCGGGAGGUGCUGGACGCGCUGGUCAUGUUCACCUGCGUGGGCGGCAUCGUGGGCAACGGCCUGGUGGUCUGGCUGCUGGGCUCCCGGCGGCGGAGGGGCCCGCUGGGCAUUUACCUGCUCCACCUGGCCGUGGCCGACCUCCUCUUCCUCCUCUGCUCGGGCAUUCUGAUCGUCCUGAGCGCCAGCUCCUGGGGGGCCCGCGUGCACCACCUGGGUCCCCGGGCGGUGAGGAGCGCCGGGUACCUGGCCUACACGGCGAGCCUGAGCCUGCUGACGGCCGCCAGUGCCCAGUCCUGCCUCCCCGGCCUCUUCCCCACCUGGCACCGGGGCCGCUGGCACAGGCGCCUGUCAGCUGCGGUGUGCGCCGCACUCUGGCUGCUGGCCGUCCUGCUGGUCAUGCCGGCCUGGUACUUCCGUGACGAGGCCAAGCACCCCCACUCGUGGCCGGGAUCCAAGGUGGAGACCGUCCUGCACUUCUUCACCCUGGUCAGCUUCACGCCCGUCAUGGCCCUGUCUGGGAUGGCUCUCUGCAUCCAGGUGCAGAGGAUCUCGCGCCCAUGGCAGCGGCCGCUCACACGGCUCUACAUGGCCAUCCUGCUCUGCGUCUUUGUGUCCCUCGCCUGCGCCCUGCCCCUCGGCAUCUCCGGGUUCCUGCUCUACUGGCUGGACCUGCCCCAGCGCGCGAAGACUCUCUUCGGCCACUUCACCUGCCUCUCUCUGUCCGUGAGCAGCAGCAUCAAACCGAUGAUCUAUUUCCUGGUUGGCAGUGGGGGCCGCUUGAGCCUGCGGGAGCCCCUGGGACCCACGUUCAGCAGGGUGCUGCAGGAGGAGCCUGAGCUGGAGGAGGGGGAGACGCCCUCCACUGACCCCAGUGACAAGGGUAGACUCCCGAAGAGGAAGGCCUGA
This is a messenger RNA of Budorcas taxicolor (takin), 981 nucleotides long. RefSeq names its product mas-related G-protein coupled receptor member D-like. The record is from RefSeq and is a predicted model, not a curated record. Gene Ontology annotation, molecular function: G protein-coupled receptor activity. NCBI's taxonomy places the organism in Eukaryota, Metazoa, Chordata, Mammalia, Artiodactyla, Bovidae. The coding region runs from base 1 to 981 and encodes 326 amino acids. Gene Ontology annotation, biological process: G protein-coupled receptor signaling pathway. The transcript is spliced from 2 exons. Gene Ontology annotation, cellular component: membrane.